Molecule: messenger RNA, 4966 nt
Organism: Tachysurus fulvidraco (yellow catfish)
Lineage: Eukaryota; Metazoa; Chordata; Actinopteri; Siluriformes; Bagridae
Gene: mcu
Product: mitochondrial calcium uniporter
Exons: 9
Coding region: 231-1382 (383 amino acids)
Biological process (GO): calcium import into the mitochondrion; mitochondrial calcium ion homeostasis
Cellular component (GO): uniplex complex; mitochondrial inner membrane
Molecular function (GO): calcium channel activity; uniporter activity
Source: RefSeq, a predicted model, not a curated record
ACGCGUAGUCAGGUUUAACGCUCGGAGAUAACUGAAUUAUUUUCGGUCGAAGGAGGGAAGCUGUAGUUUAUUCCGCAUUUCUGUGUGUGUGUGUGUGUGUGUGUGGCAGCCCAGCCCAGCCCAAGCAGCCCGCCUUAUUCCCCUCCCUCCCUCUCUUCCCUACCCUCUACGGUCUCCCUCCGUUCAGCCCGCAGCAGUUGCCGUCCGGCUUCCAGGCUUCUCUAGCAGACAUGGCCGCGAAAGUGUGCAGACUCCUGCUGUCCCGGAGCAGAGUCGCCGGAGCGUCUCCUUUCCCCGUGCUUGGUGUCUCCUCACCUCGACAACACCAGCACACAGGAACGUAUGACACUGUGAUGUGGACUUAUCCUCUGCUGGCGACGCUAUCUGGACCCUUUGUCCACCUGACUGGGAGAAGAGGACUGAGGUCUGAAAGGGCAAAAUUCUUCAUCCAGCCCAGGGCCUUCUUAACUCCCCAGGGCUUGAAGGGAACUCUGACAUGGCAGGUUCAGAGGCUGCUGUGCUCAUCUGCUGCUUCAGAAGAGGUGACGGUGGUGUAUCAGAACAGCCUGCCGGUGAUCUCUGUGAGGCUGCCGUCUCGGAGGGAGCGCUGUCAGUUCACUCUAAAGCCCCUCAGCGACAGCGUGGGCAUCUUCCUCCAGCAGCUGCAAGCUGAGGACCGGGGUAUCGACAGGGUCGCUCUCUAUUCCACAGUAGAUGGCGCAAGGAUAGCAUCCUCUACAGGGAUUGACAUUUUGCUGCUGGAUGACUUCAAGCUGGUCAUUAAUGACACCACGCACCUUGUGCGGCCACCCAAAAGAGAAUUGUUGGCACACGAGGAGGCAGAGCGGCUGAACGAUGUAAAGCUUCUGGUGCAGCAGCUCUACACCACUCUCCGCAUAGAGGAGCAUCAGCUGAACAAAGAGAGAGAGCUGAUUGGCCGACUGGAGGAUCUAAACUCACAGCUCCGCCCACUGGAAAAGGUGAAAGACGAGCUGAGCAGGAAAGCAGAGCGUCGGACCACCUGGGUGCUGUGGGGAGGCAUGGCGUAUAUGGCCACCCAGUUUGGUGUGCUGGCACGGCUAACCUGGUGGGAAUACUCGUGGGAUAUCAUGGAGCCUGUCACCUAUUUCAUCACCUAUGGCACAGCCAUGGCCAUGUAUGCUUACUUUGUGCUCACACGCCAGGAGUACAUCUACCCUGAUGCCAGAGACAGGCAGUAUCUGCUGUUCUUUCAUAAGGGAGUAAAGAGGACACGCUUUGACGUCGAAAAGUACAACAAACUGAAGGACGCAAUUGCUGAGGCCGAGUUGGACCUGAAGCGCCUGCGAGAUCCUCUCCAGCUGCACCUCCCCAUUCAGCAGAUUAGCACCAGCAAGGAUUGAUGUGAGGAAGUGAAAGCCUCCCUUCCUCCUUCACUCUUUCCUUCUCCCUUCUCUUUCCUUCCCUCCUUACUCUUUCCCCUUUUCCCUUUAUCUCAUUAAGCCCACCGUUCUUUCAUUUUCUAUUUUUUUUCCUUUUUUGUUUGUUUGUUUGUUUCCCCUGCCACCACUUUCAAUUUGUUUUCUUUCUAAAAUGAAAUGGCAUUUAUUUUAAUUACCACUGUUUUUAUGUUCUAUAAUUUGAUUUUGAAAACUGCGUCAACAUGGCGAGUCAAUGUAGGAGGAGGGGAUGGAAUGAAAUCCACCGAAAGAAAGAAUGACACCUGAAGCCCCUUUGCUGGAGGGCAAAACAUUUGCUGGUUAAGCCUGCAGACCUGUGCGCUCUGGUAACGCUACAGGAUCACCAAGAGAACAGCAGCAGCCUACAGGAAGUGACCUCUGGGUACAGAAACGAUAUCUCCCAGACAUGCUGAAAACAACACAUGCAGACACAUGCUCUGUGGUUCAGCACCUUUGAAACGUACUUUUCCAAUAAAAACCUCUAAAGACCUAUUUUUUACAGUGGAGUUCUAUAUCUGGCACAGGAAAGAUCUUGGGCCGUUGGCCUUUUUUUUUUUUUUUUGAACAGCCCUUGUUGAGGGGACAAUCAAAUGCAGGAGAGCUAUUUUUGACCCAACAUCCCUGCGUGGAGCAGAGUUGUCCUCUGUCUCCCCUCUGUCCCCUCCUGUCCUUUAGUGGCUGGGACUCUGGACUGCUGCCACAUCUCCCUGUGUCUCCAGUUGCAUUCUUAGCAUGACUGACACGCUCUGCUGUGCAAACGACAGAGCCAUAACAGGAGUUCAACCACACUGCUGCUAAGCGUGUACAAGGGAAAAGGGGUCACGUGAUGAGCAUCAUUUCCUGUACAGACCUGUUGCAAGCUGCAGACCAGAGAUCUACCGGCUAAACAUCACUGUGUGUUCAAUUAUUUAAAAAAAAAAAGAAAGAAAAAAAAGAAAAACAACAAAAAAACAAAACAUUUUUGGCACUUUUAUUUUGAAAGCCAUAUUAUAUUAUAUUAUAUUAUAUUAUAUUAUAUUGUAUUAUUAUAUUUGUUAUGAUGGGUGAGGAAAUGAAAUAACCUGUUUCUUUAAUAUUGGUGGAGGAUUUUUUUUUAUUAUUAUUAUGUUGUCAGCAUCGCACUUCAGUACACCAACCGGAUCAGGCCAUUUUCCUCAUACAUGCAGCUCUGGAUAUCAAAUUACAAAAUUAGCACGCUUCCUGUGCACAUAAUGGUUCAAUAGAAAUGCGGCCUAUGAACGGUGACAGUGAAUGAUUCCACAUAUGCAGCUUUUCCUUUGAAACCUGUGGAGAUUAACAGAGGAUUACAGAAGUGACAGAUUCAGAAGGUUUCCUCUUCUUUUCUGUGCCAGAAAACUGUUACCCACAGUGCCUCACAGCUCCCCGUGCAGCAUGCUGAUCAGGGCGCUCCUAUUCCCCUGUGCAGCCAUGUUCUGGUCUCUCAGCCUCAGCCCCUCUACGAGACCAGACACAUCCUUCAAGAUAUUUUCCUGGGCUGUUUACUGUAUCAUACGAUUGUGUGUCAAAAAAUAAAAAAAGUGACAAAAUCUAGCUGUACAGCUGCACAGCUCUUCUGUAUGCCAAGAAUAUACUGAAGUGUGAAGAUACCAUGUAAUAUAUUAGAUCCUAGAUUAAGUUUCUCGCACUAUUUUACGGCAUGCUGUAGCGCGUGACUUUUGCAUCCUUUCAUCUAGAUCAUGGUGUCUUUUGGGGACAGGCUUUAGAGCAGACCCAUUCUGAAAUAGUAAAAUCAGAAUGAAAUGGUAAAAUCUGUGGAUGGAAUAUGAGGCCGCUUGAAUACGCACAUUUUUUUUUUUUCUUUUUCUUUUUUUUUUUAAAAUAGUUUACAACGAGACAUUAAGGCAUUUCUUCUGGACAUGGUGCUCUGUUCAAGUUGAGUAGGAACAGAUUUUAGAUAUCUAACAGCCUUGCCAUCUCUCUCUCGGAGUAAUAUUUCAAAGCUUAACUCUGCAUGUUGGCCUUGCGUGCUACAAUUUUGAAGUGUUUUUUUUUUCUCUCUUAAAUAUUAUCUUCUCACGCAGUUUACCAUCAGACCAGGGCUCCUGGCAGACACAGCACUAACGUCCAGUGGCAUUGCAAAAUGAGCUACGAGACCGUCAUGUUUCAGAGACCUGGUGCAGAGCAGCACUUUUUCAUGUAAUACAUGGCUUACUUAUUUAAUCAGAAAAAUGUCAUACACCGUGCAUGACUGCAAGCCUAGAAAUAUUUCACCUUGAUCCAAAGGAAUGUGUCUCGCAAAAUUUGACAUUUAUUGGAAAGUAAAGCACAAUCAUAUCAAUCAUAGAAAGGCCAGAUCUGAAUAAGUAAGCUGAAAUCGAGUUGUGGAGACGGCUAGCCUGGAUAUUUGAAUUUGUAUCGGUGUAUAAGAUACUGCAGUGGACUUGUGUAUGAUGAUCAAGCUGUCACAGGAGACUCAAUAACUGCUUCUGUAUUUCAUGAGGAACAGGAUUUGCUGCUCUCAGCUGUCAUUAGGCAAAGUUUAGAAAUGCUGUCAGUAAGAACGUAUCGUCAAUGUACAGCUUCAUCGAUACGGACAGGAUGAAUGUCAGCGUGUUUUUUUUUUUUUUUUUUUGUACAACUCCAUGAAAGCUUCUGAGUAAUUCCCAUCCAUACUGGUCUUAAUCAAUAUGAGCAAAUCAAUCCCCUCCUGUGGCCCCUUGGCUUCUUGUCCUGAAACUGUCAAUAAUCAUAAAUCCUUGUAUGCUGUUGCACGUGCAGAGGAAAUCGGGGACAGGGACGGUGUCUUAAAAACACUUCCUGAAAUGACCUGCAAAGCUGAUACCAAAAUCAUUCACUGUUCAAUGCCUCAGUCGUUAUUAUCAUUGAGCAUUUUGACUUUUUUUUGUUUGUUCACGUACUCUACAAGGGUUUGCCUUUUAUUUGCUUUGCCUUUUAUUUUUUACAAGAGUAUAUGUAAUAUAUGGAACUUAUUCUAAAGCGGGUGUUGCAUGAAUGUAAUGUUUACAUGGGGAAAUUAUAUACAAAUGACAGAGAGGAAAAAAAAAGCUGCAAAGAUUACAGAUUUUACAGGUUUCGUUGAGGAUUUUGUGCCGUUUUAAUUCCUUCCAUGUACUCUGAGACUGCCCUGAAAGAUAGAUAGGCAGCGAAUGUCCAGCCAUGCAACUCGUUUUCAUUUUUUAAUCACUCUAUCUAUCUCUCUCUCUCUCAAUGUCUCUCUCUCUCCCCAUUUAUAUCUUUUAAAUACCUCUUCAUAAGCCGACAAUUUUUCCAUAGCACACGAAUUAAGUUGUAGAGGAGUGUGUAAUUUUACAUUUUUACUACAUGCACUUAAAAUAAAGAUAAAAUUGAAAUAUGUCAGUAUGAGUUAAGCAGGAUCUCAUUGUUUUCACAUUAAUGCAUUUCAUUCAUUACAUGUUUUUUAUCAGUGGCAUCAGAUGCUGUGAUAUUGGAAGACUAUAAAAAUGUAAACUCCUGUAUCAUUUAUGAAAUGUGUAUAAAAGAGAAAUGUAAUUCACUUAUCAAUAAAUACUUAUCCAGUUUUGGAA